Alligator sinensis (Chinese alligator) is the source of this 6174-nucleotide messenger RNA. It is a transcript of the gene MAPK4, whose product is annotated as mitogen-activated protein kinase 4. The coding region runs from base 1246 to 2988 and encodes 580 amino acids. The transcript is spliced from 7 exons. Gene Ontology annotation, molecular function: ATP binding; MAP kinase activity. Gene Ontology annotation, cellular component: cytoplasm; nucleus. Lineage: Eukaryota; Metazoa; Chordata; Crocodylia; Alligatoridae. Gene Ontology annotation, biological process: cell surface receptor signaling pathway; intracellular signal transduction; protein phosphorylation. The record is from RefSeq and is a predicted model, not a curated record.
GCACAGUCUGUGCUGGGAAGCCCUAGAAAUUCAUCAAGAAGUGAACCAGCUGGAUGCAUCAGCUGAAACUCAGCCUAAAAGCUUCAGAAGCAUUCCCAAAAGUGAUCACUUGAACAAGGGAAGCAUAGAGGAUAGAAAGGGCUGUUUGAAUGCUGUAGACUGAGUGAAGGACAGCUGGAAAACCGCGGUGGCAGUCAGGAGUUCCUGGUUUCCAGUUGGCACUGCCACAGACUUGAUGCACAAAUUUGAUUAGAUAGAAGACCAAGGCUUGCACAUUGGGUGAUGAAUUCCAGACACCUAAAUUGUCAGGAGGAGGGCUGAGAACUACUGAGGGAUAGCCAGACUGUAUGAUGCAGGAAACUCCACCAGCAAUAAACGUUCCAGCUGGCUAUAAAGAUCAAAUGACACUUGGGCUGGUUCACAACAGACAUUCAAGGGGAAGGUUUUGGAGUGUCGAGCGCAGAAUUCUCCUAGACUGAGCUCAGCAGAUGGAAAGUGCUUUACCUCUGUCAAUCCAAAAAGUGCUUUACCUCUGUCAAGUCUUAUGCCUAUUGGAUGAAAAAUGGGGGCCACGUAUAGAGAGAGGACAAGAAGGAGAAUAGCAUUACCUUGCUGAAUUACAGGCUUUGGAGGAAGAAAACUGGGAUCUGAAUCCAGCUCUCAAGUUUGAAUAUUGUCACCAGAAUUCGGGGGAUGAUGGCCAUGUUUGGCCAGCUAGCAGGCUGUGGCACAUAUCUGGGCUCUGCCUUUAAAUACUGCAGUCAGUUCACUUGACUCCACUGAGUAACUACACCUGAGGUGAGAGCAAUAAAAGGCCAAGAAGAGAUACUACAAUACCAGCUAGACUAUUAGUUCACUAUUGUACUGCAGACUUGAGAGAGAAACGCCAGAGUAGCUGAAACAUUUAGCAGGCUGAUCUUUUAAUAGCAAGAAAAAUAAACUCGUUGUGUUUUGAUAGGAAGACCUAUUUCUUUUUUAACGAUUCUGUGUUCCCAAUUUCCAAGCUGUUUGGAGACUUCUCCCCCACCAUCUAUUUUGAAAAAAACCUUUUUGGGCUGCUGUUUGUUUUCGCUGCAUCUGCACAUCGAGAAGCCUCUUCUUCUCUUGAAACCGUGGGCUCAGAGCAAGAAAACCCCCAAGCUUCUGCGGAUCAUGACAGGUUUUAUUUGAAAACAUGCUUGUGACCUGGAAGCUGUUUGCCUAUCCCAGUUUUUUCAAGUAACAAAGGAAAGGACUGUGCCCGUGAUGGCAGAGAAGUGCGACUGCAUUGCCAGCAUGUAUGGCUACGAUCUGGGCUCCCGCUUCAUCAACUUCAGUCCCCUGGGCUUUGGUGUGAAUGGACUGGUUCUGUCCGCAGUGGACAGCAAGAGCUGUCGCAAAGUGGCGGUGAAGAAGAUCGCCAUCAGCGAUGCACGGAGCAUGAAACAUGCCUUCCGAGAGAUCAAAAUCAUCCGUAGGCUUGACCAUGACAACAUCGUGAAGGUGUAUGAGGUGCUGGGGCCAAAGGGGGCUGACCUGCAAGGGGAUUUCUUCAAGUUUAACAUGGUGUACAUAGUCCAGGAGUACAUGGAGACUGAUCUGGCUCGGUUACUAGAGCAGGGGAAGCUGACAGAGGAACACGCCAAACUCUUCAUGUACCAGCUCCUCAGAGGGCUGAAGUAUAUUCACUCAGCCAACGUACUACACAGAGACCUCAAACCUGCCAAUAUCUUCAUUAGUACGGAGGACCUGGUGUUGAAGAUUGGUGACUUUGGGCUGGCGAGGAUUGUGGAUCAGCACUACUCACAUAAGGGUUAUCUUUCUGAAGGCUUAGUAACAAAAUGGUACCGGUCUCCACGCCUGCUUCUCUCCCCGAACAACUACACCAAAGCAAUUGAUAUGUGGGCUGCAGGCUGCAUCCUGGCGGAAAUGCUAACGGGAAGGAUGCUGUUUGCAGGGGGCCACGAGCUGGAACAGAUGCAGCUUAUUCUGGAGACGAUCCCCGUCAUCCGUGAGGAGGACAAAGAGGAGCUGCUCAAGGUGAUGCCCAAUUUCAUCAACAGCACCUGGGAGGUGAAGAAGCCUUUGCGUAAGCUGCUCCCUGAAGUGAACAGCGAAGCUAUUGACUUUCUGGAGAAGAUACUGACAUUUAACCCCAUGGAUCGAUUAACAGCAGAAAUGGGUCUACAGCAUCCUUACAUGAGCCCCUAUUCCUGCCCAGAGGAUGAACCAGUUUCACAGCAUCCAUUCCGGAUUGAGGAUGAGAUCGAUGAUAUCUUACUGAUGGAAGCCAACCAGAGCCAGAUGUCAAACUGGCACAGGUACCAAGUAAGUCUCUCUUCUGAUUUGGAAUGGCGACAUGAUAAAUACCAUGACAUGGAUGAGGUACAACGAGACCCAAGAGCAGGAUCUGACUCGCUUGCCGAAGAAGCACAAGUUGAUCCACGCAAAUAUUCUCAAAGCAGCUCAGAGAGGUUCUUAGAACUAUCACAUUCGUCGAUGGACCGGGUGUUUGAUGUAGAUUAUGGAAGAUCAUGUGAUUACAAAGUAGGGUCACCUUCCUACUUGGACAAACUGCUGUGGAGGGACAAUAAGCCCCAUCACUACUCAGAGCCCAAACUGAUCUUAGAUUUAUCCCACUGGAAAAAAGCAACUAUAACACCCGCAACAGAGUUAGCACUGGAAGAAGAACCAUCCAACCUCUUUCUAGAGAUAGCUCAGUGGGUGAAGAGCACUCAAGCAGGGCUCGAGUGCCCCAGUCCUCUUCCAGAGAUGCAAGAACGCAGUCUGCCACCUUCUCCUCACCAUCACCAUAAAGAACCUAAGGAGGUAAAGAGUGAAACAGACCCUCAGUUUGAUUUGGAUGUCUUUAUCUCUAGGGCACUGAAACUUUGCACCAAGCCUGAGGACCUCCCAGACAACAAGCUCAAUGACAUCAAUGGAGCUUGUAUUUCAGAACAUCCUAAUGAGAUUGUGCAAACAGAGGUGUUUCAAAAGGAAAGGUGGUAAAGAAUCAGUCUCAAAUUCACUGCUAAACUAUUUUGUAAGGCUUUGAUAACAUAUCUGCUACCCAGUGCUGAACAGUAAUUACAGUUUGAUUGGUCACUGAACAUCAGUUUCUUACAGUAUACUGAAUGCCUUUUUUAUGAAAAGGCGAGCACAAAACACAACCGCCUUUUGAUGCCUUAGAAAUACACUAAAAGGAAUCAAGAGGUGUGAAUGAAAUACUGAGUUUCUUAUGCUGCCUUAACAAUCUUGCCUUGUAAUCUCUGGGACCAGUUUGGAACUUAAAUGUACAAAACAGAGAUGACUGUACAUCAUUAUAAAUUUACAAACAGAGGUCAACUCAACUUCCUUUUUUUAUAUAGUAUCCUAAAAUAAUAAGGAUGAAAGGAGACUUUAUUAUUGCUGGAUACGCCCCUUGUUCGGCAAAUUCAAAAUAGGCUGAACCAGGGGAUUUCUUUAAUGAAAUCAUCUGAAUAUUGUCUGUAUAUAGCGGAGUAAGGUCAAGGGGUACCUUUUAACUGAUUAUUCCUCUGACCAAAUUCUGCCCUAAAUUGUUUAAAGAAAAAGAACUGUUACAUCCUUGUAAUCCAUUGGCAGAUUUUGUCCAUCAGUCUUGAAAACACGUCUGCAUGAAUGUUUGUACGGAGAAAAAUAUUGGUUAACAACAUGUGGGCAAUCUUUUUUUCUCUGUUGGAAACCAGAAUUUUAACUAACAAGCACGUUUCUUGAAUCUGGUUCCUCAUAUUUACAAGUCUUUCCUUCUGUGAUUCACAUGUGGAUCAGAAAUCCUACAAGACUGAUGCCUUAUCUGUGGUAGGUGGAUUAAAAAAAGAUAAUACAGUGAAACCUGUCUUAAGCAACUGCCCCCAGGACCAGCAAAUAUCAGCAGUGUUGUUUUGGCAGGAGAAGAGUACUAGGAGGUGGGGAAUCCACAGUUAUAAUCUUAAUUAUAGCAUCUGCUGGCUAUGUAACCGUAGGCAGUUCACUUCUCCACUAUAGGUUCUCCAUCUGCAACACAGAUAUAAUAAUACUUACCUUACUUGCACAAAUACUGUGAGACUGAAUGAGUUAAAGCUUGAGCAGUGCUUUCAGCAGCCAAAGCACUGGUUCAGUGCAAAAUUUUGAUACCCGUUCACCUAACAGAAAUGGCUGGUCUUGGGCUAAAACAAAGCCACAUUAGAACAAUUUUAGAUACAUUCAAAUACUGGCUUAAACUAAUGGGUUGGCUAUUGAAAAUGGUCCUUUGUGCAGACUGUACAGCAGGAACAUGCUUGAGAAACUUGUCUCCUAACUUUUGGUCUGGUAGCAUUAGAUUUUUACACUAGCAAAAUUCCCAAUUGGCCAUAAUCGCAUUUGAAGAAACACUCAGAUGUCUCCAAAGUUCUUUGCUUUCAGCUUCCCUGGCAGGUAAUUUUAUCAAGAAAGUAACUUUGUAAAUAAAUAUAAACAUGGCUGAUCUACUGCAAGUUCUAUUUUCAUCCACACUUCCUAGCACCUUAAUAAUUAAUCUGCUAACUAGAGUUUGUAUAUCAAAGAGAUGUUAUAUUUAAUCAACCUGAUCAAUUUUUUUAAAAAAAUUGAAAACAUGUAAAUAGUUAAGUGUCUGCAAAAGAAACAUGCAUUUAUUGUCAUUGUGCCAUUUUGUUCUUUAGCAUGAUGACAUUACUUUUAUUUGUAAAAGGUACACGACUGUAUUUACUAACUCAAAGGUUCCUAUUUCACUGCUAUCACGUGCAAAUUAUUUCUACCUUUAAAAAAAAAAAAGAUAGUCUAUUAAUUAUUAAGAGAUGCAAAAGAAAAUCUUUUGAGAGUUAGGUGAAAAACUAACAGCAGCAUUUAAUACUACUAACCAAGCUUUUUAUUAUGGUGGUAUUAGGAUUGCGAUACAGGUUUAGCUUUAGAAGAACCUUUGCUACAUGUUCAAGACCUGCUCAGCUUGCUUGUUCUUAUUGUUAAGAGCUUACUGAACAUAAGCUGCUUUAAAUACCGUUACUCCAGUUGCUUAGUAGAGUAGGUGUUGAGGCUGCCGGCUGAAUGGGUUGAGAUGCAGGUGGAAGUCUCUGUUCAGUCAAGGUAAAAAAGGCAUCUGGAAGGCAAGGAGAGCGAUUCACUGAGACGUGUAAAAUCCUUCCUGACAAAGAGCAGGGUGAUGCACUGGUUCUGAGAUUUGAGUGUUUGGAUUUUCUACUUUUACACUAGAUGCAAUACCCUAAAAGGGGAAGGGAAGGAGAGCCAGGAAGAGCUCAGUUAAGGUGUGUUACAAAUUAAAUUAGCUAUAUACCUCAACAAAAGCUCAGCACUUUUACUCAUGAGGUGCAAAAUGCACUUGGAAUAAGUGGAUGCUUCUGCAGUGUGGCUGCACCAAUGUAUGUCAGAUGAAUUUGGGCCAUUUGGUCUGGAUGAAUAAGCAAACUAAUGAUUCACUGCCCUUGUUCCUACCCACAGCUUAUCUGUGUGCCCACCAGCAGUCCAGGAGAUUCUGAGAUAGGCCUGGCACGCGUCCCCUCCAGUCCUGUGGGGUGCAAAGUGUCCUCCGGUGCUAGUGAAGUCAGGAGUUGAGUGUGCAGGGCCUAGGAGGAAACAUGCAAAGCUUGCAGCAGAAGGCCCCAAGUAAGACGAGAACAUUUGGGGAGCGGAGGAGUAUAACUAGACUGUAGGAUAAUGCAAGCUGCAUGAAAACUAACCUUAAAAGAUAGAGGCUGUCAGCAAUUAUUUACUACUGUUGGGCUAAGCAACAAGAUUUACUGGCCUGAGAAGUUAAUAUUGAUGAAAACCUGUCAGUAUUUUUUUCAAGGGACAAUAAAUCUUCAUGUUCACUGAAACAAAAACCUACUUCAUAUGUGAAGAAAAAUGGGAGAAUCUCUUUGCUUUGGCCAUGAAAAUGACAUUUGUCCUUUGAAACUCCCCUUCCAGUGGGGAGAUGGAGUUGAGGGCCAGAAAUAAAAGCUGAAUAUUUAUGUCACAAGAAGUAAAUAACUGUUUUAAUGGAGUUCUUUGCAGCUACUCAGGAUUUACAUUUCAAUUUGUGAUCUGAUCAAUUUAACAGCUUUCCAAAUGUCAGUAUUAAUGACCUGUAAUGGAUAAACAAUAGAAAACUCUAAUUUGUCACACGAUUGUUUUCAGCCAGUCACAAGCCAGGGUUUUUUCCCUGUAUGUAACAAUAAUAAAAUUUAAGGUCUGAGUCUUCCC